This is a messenger RNA of Staurois parvus, 326 nucleotides long. The record is from the annotation of a GenBank genome assembly. NCBI's taxonomy places the organism in Eukaryota, Metazoa, Chordata, Amphibia, Anura, Ranidae.
GCCAGCAGUCAGUGCUCAUCAGUGCCACGUGCCAGUGCCCAUCAGUGCCACAUCAAUGCCACAUAUCAGUGCCUACCAGUGCACGUCAAUGCCACAUAUCAGUGCCCAUCUGAGCUGCCUUUCAGUGUCACCCAUCAGUGCCAUUCAGUGACCCCUAUCAAUGCCAAUCAGUGCCACCUAUCAGUGCCACCUAUCAGUGCCUCCUAUCAGUGCGCAUCAGUGCCGCCUAUCAGUGCGCAUCAGUGCCGCCUAUCAGUGCCAGUCAUCAGUGCCACCUAUCAGUGCCGCCUAUCAGUGCUGCCUUUCAGUGCCCAUUAGUGAUGCCU